UAAAGAAGAAGAAAUCAAAGAAAAUCUAUAACAAAUCGAAUCCAUAAUGAAUUUUUGGACAAAUCCAACUCAUAAAUUGCAGAAUUUAACAAAACCCAUAUAGACAUAACUGGAAAGAGAAUUAAAAGGAAAAGGAAAAUAAAUAGUGAGAGAUGGAAAAUAUAAUCGAAAAUCCAAAAGAGGACUGAACAAGUCAACACGUAAUAAAGAAGAUAAAAAUUCCACACCUUCAAAAAAGUUAGAAAAGCAUCCUUCAAUCCCUUUCCCCUUCAAACUUCUUCACAACCACAACACCAAAUUCGCCGCCACAAAAAUGGAACAACAACCACCACCACCACUAAUCUACCACCUCCCUCAAGACACACUUCACCACAUCUUCUCCUCUUUACCCCUCCGUCAAAUCAUCAUCUGCCGUUCUCUUUCUAAAUUCUUCAACAACCUCCUCACCACUCCUUCCUUCGUCCACCAUAUCUCCACCACUCUUCCACCUCUCAACCUCCUCGCCCUCCGCCACCAUAACCACCACCACCACCACCACAACCACAAUCUCCACCUCUUCGAUCCUAACCUAAAUCAUUGGCUUCAUUUCCCUCUUAACUUCCUCCCUUUCAAUUCCCCUCUCCCCGUUGCUUCCUCUCAUGGACUCAUCUACCUUUGGGCCGAGCCCACUAAUAACGGCCCAAACUCCUCCCAAACACAAAUCCAAGCCCAAGCCCAAUCCACUAAAUCACUUCUCGCUUGUAACCCCCUAACCCGUCAAUUCCGUGUCCUUCCUCAUUUAGGUUCCGCUUGGUGUCGACAUGGAACCGUUUUAGUUGACUCAGUUAACCGAGUCAUGGUUCUAACCGAACUCGCUGCUUUAUAUUUCUCCGGCAACGACGAUGAUGAUAACCGUCGUUGCUGGCAAAAAUUCUCGUCCAACUUACCGUCCAAACCGCGGAGCCCAGUCCUCGUCGAGGACUCGGCUUUUGCCCUUUGUGACGUUGGAUCUCCUUGGAGGAGCCAAUGGAAGCUCUUCUCGUGUCGCGUAUCGGCAACCAGGUCUAUGACUUGGUCGCGGCUUGAGCGACAUGAGUGGGGAGAUGUUUUUGAUAUUUUGAAGCGGCCGCGGCUUGUUCGCGGAGUUGGGAACCGGAUUUUGAUGAUUGGUGGAUUGAAGUCUUCGUUUUCGUUGAACUCGCCUUGUUCGACGAUAUUGAUUUUGAGGCUUGAUCUUAGGAGUAUGGAUUGGGAUGAGGCGGGGAGAAUGCCGCCGGAGAUGUUUCGGUGUUUUCAGGAUGCUGGUAAGUUUAAGGUGUUUGGUGCUGGUGAUAGGGUUUGUUUCUCGGCGAAGAGGAUUGGAAAAUUGGCGCUUUGGGAUCGUUGUGCCGCGAAGGGAGAUGAGUGGCGGUGGAUCAAUAAUGUACCUGGAAAUGGCGAUGGACUUUACAGGGGAUUUGUUUUUGAAGGAAGGCUUGAUGCAUUGCCUUGAGGGUUUCAUUUAUGGGUUGAUAGUUGGACAUUUGGUUAUAUGGGUUGCUGGUAAUUCCAGUCGUAUAAAGUCAUUGCAUUUUCAUGUGGGAUUCUGCAGAAAUGUGUUGAUGGAUGGAGCUCUGAUACUGGUCCAGAGGUAAUAUUGCAGCCAUGGAAAAAGAGGUCAGUUUUUAUUAGAGGAAAGGUUCAUAAAGCAAGACCUGAUAUGCGUAAUUCUAUAUAGUUUUUAGAGAGAUAGCAAUUUACUCUGAAAAUCAAAUGAAUUUAUCACAAUUGAUUCACAUGUACUUGUGAAAGUUACUUUGUAUGAAUAGUUGAGUGAAUUUGGUGUAUUUAGCUCAUCAUAAUGGAUUAAGAGUAGCAUAACUUAUGCUAAUCUUUGAGGGAAAUCAUCUAUUGGUUCAAGCUUUCCACCACUUCUUUCAAUUUUGUGCCUAUGAGGUGUGAGCUCAGUGGCAAGAACUUGACUUUGUAACCUCAAGUGACAGAGUUCAAAUCUCAUGAGACAAUUGUAAAAUGGCCAUAAGUGUUACUGUUAUUAUUAAUAAUAACUUUCCAUUCUCCAUUUUCUUUUUAAAACAGGUUA
Messenger RNA from Cicer arietinum (chickpea), 2059 nucleotides. Its product is annotated as SKP1-interacting partner 15. Lineage: Eukaryota; Viridiplantae; Streptophyta; Magnoliopsida; Fabales; Fabaceae. The record is from RefSeq and is a predicted model, not a curated record. Gene Ontology annotation, molecular function: protein binding.